CACGUGGUUGCCGCUGUGGCUCGCGGCCUCGUGGAUUUGCGCGCGAGGGUUUGUGUGCGACUCAUCACCGAAAUGUUUGUGUUCGCCGAGUACGAGCAUUCUUUCGACACCGCCGUGGUUGAGCACACGCGCGUCCGAAACUCGGAAUCGGAGCGCUUUGAGCCGAAGCACGUGAAUGACUUCGAUCGUAUGAGAACCUACUACGUGCGGUCGUGUCGUAGAGACAGCCGCAAGUGCGCCUACGAGGGAGCCAAGAUCAUUCACAUGACAGGUACUCUGGAGGAAAUGGCCAUGUUCAGAGCAAACCGACCGAGGCUAGCAGAUGUUGGACGAGAAGACUUUGAUAAGGAAGUGUGCGACACUCGGCCACCACUGUGCAAGGACAGAGAACACAUCCGGGAAGAAGAGCGGCAGCAGCAGAUUGACGAUGCCUUGAGCAAUUACAAGUUGGAACAUGCGCCCGAGGGUGCGAGCACAGAUUUGCAGCAGAGGCUGCUGGCAAUGGAGAAAGAGCUCGAAAGGCUGAGACAAGAAGGAAGAAGGGAAAGGCCAUCGAUGGCAGUCAGCGCCAGUGACUCUAUGUUCAAAAGUGCCUACGCUGACCUCGACAAGAGGUACAGGAAGAUGCAGACAGAUUUCAAAACCCUUAAGAGUAAUCAUGAGCAGCUCAUGAAACGCUUUGAGGACAGAAAUCGGGUCAACAUGUGA
Messenger RNA from Rhipicephalus sanguineus (brown dog tick), 708 nucleotides. RefSeq lists its product as uncharacterized. The record is from RefSeq and is a predicted model, not a curated record. Lineage: Eukaryota; Metazoa; Arthropoda; Arachnida; Ixodida; Ixodidae. Bases 73 to 708 code for a protein of 211 amino acids. The transcript has 4 exons.